This is a messenger RNA of Gopherus evgoodei (Goodes thornscrub tortoise), 2918 nucleotides long. It is a transcript of the gene RCAN3, whose product is annotated as RCAN family member 3. Gene Ontology annotation, biological process: calcium-mediated signaling. The record is from RefSeq and is a predicted model, not a curated record. Gene Ontology annotation, molecular function: calcium-dependent protein serine/threonine phosphatase regulator activity; nucleic acid binding. Bases 200 to 949 code for a protein of 249 amino acids. Gene Ontology annotation, cellular component: cytoplasm; nucleus. Lineage: Eukaryota; Metazoa; Chordata; Testudines; Testudinidae. The transcript has 5 exons.
GCGCGUCCCCGGGGAGAACCACGGUGCGCGCGCCCGGACGGGGGGGGGACGCUCCCUCAGCUGCUGCCAUCGCUGCCAGCUUCCCCCCGCCCUCCUCCGAGAGGGCUCCGGGCCCUGCGCGGCUCCGACGGGCACCCCAGGCGGGGACGAUUCCUGUUAGAAGCCCUGGCACAUAAAGAAAAGUUGUUUCUGGUGGACAAUGCUCAGAGACACUAUGAAGUCUUGGAGUGACAGCCAGACAGAUGUUUACAGCAGUGACCAAGAAGAGGAAGAAGAAAUGAUCUUUGGAGAAAAUGAAGAUGAUUUGGAAGAGAUGAUGGAUUUAAGUGACUUGCCUACCUCACUCUUCGCUUGCAGUGUGCCAGAAGCUGUGUUUGAGGUACAAGAAGAAAAGGAAAGAUUUGAAGCACUUUUCACGAUCUACGAUAAUCAAGUUACAUUCCAGUUGUUUAAAAGCUUUAGAAGAGUAAGGAUAAAUUUCAGCACCCCAGAGGCGGCAGCAAGAGCACGGAUAGAAUUGCAUGAGACAGACAUCAGUGGGAAAAAGCUGAAGCUGUAUUUUGCACAGGUCCAGAUGUCCAGUGAAGUAGGAGACAAGUCCUACCUCCUUCCCCCAGAGCCUGUCAAACAGUUUCUGAUAUCGCCUCCUGCAUCUCCACCUGUUGGAUGGAAGCAAAGUGAAGAUGCAACUCCUGGAAUAAACUAUGACUUACUCUGUGCUGUUUCCAAAUUGGGUCCAGGAGAGAAAUACGAGCUUCAUGCAGGAACGGAGUCUACUCCUAGUGUAGUCGUUCACAUUUGUGAAAGUGAAACAGAGGAGGAGGAGGAAAUUAAAAAUCCAAAACAGAAAAUCCUUCAGACAAGGCGCCCAGAUCCUACUCCAACAAUACUAAGUGAAUCUAAAACAUUUGAUUGUACACGGGAGGUAGGGGGUACCAUGCACUGUUAAGUCUUGUGAUGCUGUAAACAAUAUCUAUUUGAGGAUAGUAAAUUAAUACGUGUAUUAAUGUCUGCAUUGCUGCAUUAUAUAUGGCAGCAGGAGAUUUUACUUGUAGUUGUCUCUCAUGUUCAAGUUCUUAGAUGCCAAUAUUCUAAACAGCACUUUAAUUUGUAAAUCUAACCCCCCAAGUGCAGCAAGUCCACCAGAUUUAAAAUAAUGGCAAAGCAGGAGGUUGAGUUUUUUUGAAGAUAUGUUCACAUUUCCUUGAUAUUGUAUAGCACGAUGUACCAAAUGCUGAAAGAAUAUCUUAUCAGUACCAUCUAUACUAUUGGGUACAAAAUAGUUUAUUUUAUAACAGUCAAAUGUGAUUUUUUUUGUACUGGUACAACAUCUUAUAUUUAAUCAAUAUAUUAAUUCGAAGUGUAAUAUACAGUGUACAUGAAAAUUCCUCCACAGAUUGGCCCAUUUGUGAAUAUGUUCCAUUUACUUUUCUCAGAAAUGCCAAAUACUUUUUUUUUUAAAGGUACCUUUAUGAUUUGACAUGAGGAACAAAUACAUGUGCAGGAUUAAAUAAGUUGUAGUUGGCAGAACUGCAAUUUGGGGAGGAGGGGGGAGAGGGGAAACCACAGACCACUUAGGAGGCAGAUGGAGUUUGCCUCUACAAUAUUAUGCUGCUGUAGGAUGGUGUUACGCUGAUAGGUACAAUUGUUUGCAUCGACAGUUGAUUGAAAUAAAACUGACUUACAGGAUGUUGAGUGAAACAUGGUUUCGCCUAUAGAAUGUUAAACCUCCAGUCCUCUCUAACAAUAUUGUAAUGUCCCCCUGUCAUGGAGAUGGCCUACAUUAUAUGUAAAGUGAAUAAUCAUUAGAUUAUGGUUGUGAUAUUAGGGGAUAAGAGGUCCAGCGUUAGUUUUUAACGUUUGCUCCUAAACUUUUACAGUUUGCUUCCUUUUUUAAAGACAAUCAGUUGCUAGGAUGGUUCAACCAAUCUCCACUCUGUUUUUAUCCAGGUUGCACUCCUGAUUUACUGUUCCGAUUUAAAAAUAUGGUAUUUUUCAUGGCAUCCUAUAUGGCUGAUAGCACAUCUGCAAUUUCUGAAAUAGGAAGCACCUUUUGAAAUAUACAUUUGUGGUUUUGUGAAUUUCUGUGUUAAGUGUUUUAGUAGGAGGAAAUAUGCCUCAGUUUAGUGGCACGUGCUCCUAUGGUUUUAUGCUAUUUUAUAAGCAACCUUUUUUAGCCUACACAGAUUUUUUUCUAUAAAAAAUAGCUAAGAAAUUCUUUGUGAACAAACUAGGCUGUUUAGGUUCAUAUUUGAUUCUGUACAUAAAUCACUCUGAAAUUGGCCUUUAUACAUAAUUAAAAAACAGUAUCAUGAUUUGGGUAAAGGGUUUAUUGAACUCUCAAAAGCAUUUUUACUUGAUUGACAGCAAGAGAGUGCAUUAAUGGUGAUAAAUUCAAACAGGCGCAGUAGAUAUGACUUCAAUAUUGUGUCAGCUGUUGAUUCUUUCCUGCCAUCAACUUCAAGUUGCAAAAUGGGAUCCUGCAGGCAGGUCCUCAUUUUGGAGACAGGAAUAGCAUACAUUUGAGCAGGGGGAAAGUAAGAAAAAUCUUUCCUCUUGUGUGUCUUGUGCGUAUUGGCAUAACGUUUAUGUAGCUCUUUAUUAUCAAGCCAUUCAAAGUCUAGCUUCUCUUUUUCACUGUUCCCCACCUCCAGUUGCAAACUUAUGUUGUCAGUAGGGCCUUGUGCAUUUUAAAAUGCCAGAAAUCAGUUUGGGAUUUUCUGUAAUGUUACAUUUUUGUCAGUUGUUCAUUUACCCCUUCGCAAAUGUUGUAAAGUGGAAAAACUUCAGGCAAAUUAGGCAAAUGAUCGAGUCAGUAAUGCUAUUGUGAAAGUAGCGUGUGUGAAAUGUCUGAUUUGAAUUCCAGCAUAAAAGAUCCAUGGUGUAAAAAAAAGACAUGGAAUAAAAAAUAAGUGCCA